Molecule: messenger RNA, 2766 nt
Organism: Lineus longissimus
Lineage: Eukaryota; Metazoa; Nemertea; Pilidiophora; Heteronemertea; Lineidae
Product: protein tumorous imaginal discs, mitochondrial-like
Exons: 10
Coding region: 1-1644 (547 amino acids)
Biological process (GO): negative regulation of apoptotic process; mitochondrion organization; response to heat
Cellular component (GO): mitochondrion
Molecular function (GO): ATP binding; heat shock protein binding
Source: RefSeq, a predicted model, not a curated record
AUGGCUACCGUAAAGGGAAUCCGUAGAAUUUUCGGCGACAGAGAAUUAAAGUUUUGCCUCGAACUACGCAUAAAUACACGAUAUCAUACAUGUGGAUGUCAAGCAAAUAGAUCUCUUCUUUCAAUAAGACCAAAUAGAACAAAAUCGGCCUUUGCAGUCGGCUCCAUUCAUGGCUUAUUCUCGGCGCAGACCAGCCGGUCAAUCCACACAACCUCAUCCUACCUAGCGAACAAAAAGGACUUCUAUGACGUUCUCGGUGUGUCAAAGAAAGCAAGUCAAAAAGAUAUAAAGAAAGCUUAUUAUAAGCUUGCGAAGCAGUAUCAUCCUGAUGUGAAUAAAGACGAUGCAUCCUCCGCCAAAAAGUUCCAGGAAGUUUCUGAGGCUUAUGAGAUUUUAGGCGAUGACACGAAACGACAACAAUAUGAUACGUUUGGUACGGCCGGAAACAACAUGGGUGGCGCCGGUGGCUUUAAUCAGGCGGGAGGGUUCGGCCAGGGCGGAGGAUUCCAAGGAGGGUUUCAUGCAAAAAUGGACCCUGAAGAACUGUUUAGGCAGAUAUUCGGAGAUGGCUUUGGAAAGGGUGGAUUCCAGACUGGGAACUUUGAGGAUUUUUCAGAGUCGAAUUUUGGCUUUGCUCCUGCAUCUGAGGUGAUUUUAAAUCUAACAUUUCAAGAAGCUGCACGAGGAGUUAAUAAGAAUAUCAACCUGAAUGUGAAAGACACCUGCCCCAAGUGUCAGGGCUCGCGAGCUGAACCGGGCACGAAGCCGGUGCGCUGUCCUUAUUGUAAUGGAACCGGAAUGGAAACAAUCCGGACUGGGAGUUACUUCAUGCACACCACGUGUACACGUUGUUAUGGCACGCGGGUGCACAUCAAGUAUCCGUGCUCUGGUUGUGCUGGCAAGGGCCAGACAUUGAUGAGGAAGACCGUCAUGGUUCCAGUACCUGCCGGGGUGGAGGAUGGACAGAGUAUAAGAGUUACUGUUGGCAGGAAGGAGGUGUUUGUUGUACUAAGGGUAGCUAAAAGUAGUACGUUUCGACGAGAAGGUGCCGACAUCCACUCGGACGUUGGCAUUAGUUUAGCGCAGGCUGUAUUAGGAGGAUCUUUACGAAUACCAGGGCUUUAUGAUGACAUUCUUUUACAAAUUCCUGCAGGCACCCAGUCGCAUACUCGUAUCCGCCUGGCGGGGAAGGGCGUCAGUAAAGUCAACAGUUAUGGUUACGGUGACCACUAUGUCCACAUCAAGAUCAAAGUUCCUAUUAAAUUGGACCAGAAGCAGAAGGCGCUGCUGUUAGCUUAUGCCGAGAGUGAAAAGGGCAUCCAGGGGACUGUCACGGGAGUCACCAACACCGAUUCUGGUAAAUUUACGAUAGAUGAUCCGGACGGUCUCGUUGCGCAGAUUCGUACAAUUCUAAACUAUGAGAAGACUCUACCAGCAGAUGAGCCGAUAAAGGAAAAUGAAAGUGAGGAUGGACCAAUUAGCGAGGAGGAAAAGUCUCUACCAGCAGAUGAACCGAUAAAUGAUAAUGAAAGUGAAGAUGGACCAAUUGGCGCGGAGGAUAAGACUCUACCAGCAGAUGAACCGAUAAAUGAAAAUGAAAGUGAAGUUGGAUCGAUUGGCGAGAAGGAAAAGAUAAAAGGAUAAAUGGAUUAAAAAUUGUUGUCAUUUCAUAAUGAUUUAGAAUUCUAAGGAUGUGACACUUGAUCAGUUGGUUUUCAAAUGAUCACAUUGGGGUGAUAUAUGACAAAUGUACUGUAGCCCAUGACCAACCUGUAGUGAUCAUUCAUCAUCAUCAUCAGUUGGCUGUACAGCAGGCGGCCACAAGCUUCCUCCAUCAAACCCUUUCCUGGGCUAGGGCCUCAAUUCGCCUUGGUUCCAGUAGUCCAAUCUUCUAGCACUGCUUGGAUGUCAUGUUAACUUGCAGCCCGAGCGUUUUCUGCCAUCGUCUGCUGCUAUGGGGCAUACGACUUCUUGGGUUGCCAUUAGUGUUGUGUUCCGCAGAAAAAACAGUAGAUGGUGUUGCAAAUGAUGUAUAGGCAAUCGAGCUAAACUGUUGCAUUUGAAACCUGUAGUAAUGAUGCAAAGCUUCUGAUAAUCAUUGUACUCAUCACUUAACAGUCAUAAAGUGUUGGAAUAUUUGCAGCUUUGGCAGGUGACAUGUAAAUAAACAAUUUAACUGGUUCUCACAUUAUCCAACCAGGUGAAAUACAAAGUCAUUUGACUCUUUUUUCUCCUGGGAGAAUAAAUUCAGGGAUUUCCAAAAGCAAAAAAGUUGGGCCAAAUCUGCUGUAUUGUACUAUCAGAAUUGCUAAAUUUGACAUCCCGGCGUAAUCAUUGGAAAUAAGCCUAUCAGUAAGCUCUGUUGUGUUGUCAAUUUACUUUUGGAAGUUGGUGAAUGCUGCUAUUUCCCUUGAGACCGAUUCUCAUACUUUCUUUUGCAUGGCUUAGUUACGUAGUUACUUCACAAAUGACUGAGUGUCCAACUUGGAAUAGACAAACUUUCCAGAGAUUGACUUGUCUGUUGAUGCAUGCGCUGGGCACAAGUGAUGUCCUUAGAACUGGUGUUGGAGUUGAGGGCUGUUCAUUUAGGGCCCUUUACUAAAUGCACGGCCUCUGGUAAGAUUUUUCAUUAUGUUAAGAUUGUUCAUGAUGUGAUAUACAGUUUAAAAAUUGUAAGUAUGAAUUAGUGAUAUUAUUAAGUUAUACACCUGGUGUACGGGAUGAUCCAAACGAUUGAUAGUGAUAUGUUCAUGAAUAAAAGAUUAA